AUGUUACUUCGCAACUAUCGCCGUUCCCCUCGGAGACGGCUGUUACGGUUCCUCGUUUAUGUCCUCACUGCAUUGUCUGUCUUUGACCUUCUGACCAUCCUCAAACACCACCGAGAGUUUUCCCGAAAUCUACUCUCUCAUACCUAUACGGACCUCUCGACUCUGCCCUCGCCGGCACAGAACCAGAAAAUCUUCAUCUGCGCCCAGUUCUGGACCAAUGCAAAAAUCAUCCAAGAUCGCUGGGGCCAGGCUCUUCUCGACUUGGUUGGGGUGUUGGGCACGGAGAAUGUGUUCGUGAGCAUAUAUGAGAGUGGAAGCUUGGAUAAUACCAAAGAUGUCCUCAAAAUCUUGGACCGAGUACUCGAGGAGAAUAAAAUCUCUCGAUCAAUCGUGCUCGAUCCCACCACCCAUGCAGAUGAAGUCAAUGCCGGUCCACUCGAUGAACAAGGUCAUCCACGCUCGGGAUGGAUUCAGACUACCACGGUGGGAGCUGGAAAGGAAAUGCGACGCAUACCUUACCUUGCCCGGCUACGAAACAAAUCUCUCCAACCUCUCUUCGACCUGCAUGAACGAGGUCACAACUUUGACAAAAUCCUCUAUUUGAACGACGUGGUAUUCCGCCCAAGAGAUGUGCUGUCGCUCCUGGCCACCAACCAAGGUUCUUUCUCCGCGGCUUGUGCUCUGGACUUCCACUAUCCACCCGCCUACUACGACACAUUCGCCCUCCGUGACAGCGAAGGUCUAGGCACAAUCAUGACUUCUUUUCCAUAUUUCCGAUCCCUCGACUCACGCGAAGCCAUGCUCCAGGGCCGGGCCACUAAAGUUCAAUCCUGCUGGAACGGUAUGAUCGCCAUGGACACAACGCCGUUCUACGAGGGUCUUCGCUUCCGUGCGUUGUCCGACAGUCUGGCGUCUAAGCACCUCGAAGCUAGCGAGUGUUGCCUCAUCCACACGGACAUGACCGCCAUGAACCUCGGCCGGAGAGGCAUCUACAUCAACCCCGCUGUCCGCGUAGGCUACACCAUCAGCGCAUAUAACUUGACUCAUGCCGGUCCUGAAGAAACCUUCGUCUCUUCCACAGAUUACGUCCGUGGUGUCUGGUUGAACCGGCUCAAGCGGAAUGUGAUUGGCAAGGUAACAAAGCAAAUGAAAGAAGUGACGAGGAAGAUGGAGCGCUGGAAGAAAGAAGGCGAAAACUCCCUAGAGAGACGUGAGGAGAACGGUGAAUUAUGCAUCAUUGAUGAACAGCACAUCUUGAUCUGGAAUGGAUGGAAGCAUGUUUGA
Molecule: messenger RNA, 1284 nt
Organism: Rhinocladiella mackenziei CBS 650.93
Lineage: Eukaryota; Fungi; Ascomycota; Eurotiomycetes; Chaetothyriales; Herpotrichiellaceae
Exons: 1
Coding region: 1-1284 (427 amino acids)
Source: RefSeq, a predicted model, not a curated record